Messenger RNA from Parnassius mnemosyne (clouded apollo), 1680 nucleotides. The record is from the annotation of a GenBank genome assembly. Lineage: Eukaryota; Metazoa; Arthropoda; Insecta; Lepidoptera; Papilionidae.
AUGGAUGAUAGAAGUACAAAGAAGAUUACUUUCAAUAAAUCAAUCUUAUUAAGUCUAAAGGCAGAAGUACUUAAGAAACAAGAAGAAGUAUUAGAAAAGAAACAAUUGCCUCAACAUAGAAUUGAGAACUAUAAACCUCCUAAAGUGGAAAAACAAUGCCUUGAUAAAAGCAAAGAAAACCAAAAAUGUUUUAAGGAUAGCUUAAAGGCAGUAGACACAGAUGAAUUGGAAGCAUGUAGAAAAUCAAAAUUAGCAUUGGAGAAAAAAGCUGAACUUUAUGAACAUUUAUCAGACAGGACAGGUAACUCUCUGUUGGCUGAAAGAUUUCUUGUUGAUUUUAAUGGGAAAAAACAAAAUGAGUCCAUGAAACCUUUACACAAAAAUGAGUGUGAAAAUGAUGCAGUGACUAACAUUGAUAAUGAAGAUGACAAUGAAUGGAUUGAAUUUACCGACUGUUUGGGGCGAACACGCAAAUGUCUUAAAUCUGACUUAGAGUUGUACAAAAAGAGAGACAAAGAACUACUGAGGGUAAUAACAAAAGGUGAAGAAGAUGAAGCUACUGAGGUACCCGAUAAGCCAGAAAAACCAUUUUUGGUUCAAAAAACUAAUGAUUACCUGCAAUCUUUACGAGAGAAAUGGGAACAGAAAGAAAAAGAACUACUUGCAAAAGAUAAAGAUGUACACUAUCAAGAUUUAUUAUUUGAUGAGGCAAGAAUGCACGGCGUGGGUUAUUACUCUUUCAGUACUGAUGAGACUGAGCGUCAAAAGCAAAUGGAUGAGUUAAUGAAACAAAGACAGGAGACUUUGCGAGCUCAAAAGGAAGCAGAAGAACGUAAGAAGAAGCGAGACGAGUUAUUGGCGGCAAGGGUUGCAGCUGCUAGGGCACGUCAACGUGCCAGGGCUGGUUUGCCUCCAGAAGAACCACAGAAAAAUGAAAAAGACUUUACUACAUGCUUGUUAGAGUUUUUAACUCAACAGAAAAAUGAAGCAGAUAAUAAAGCAAAAGAGGAAGAAAAGAGAAUUCGAGAGGAGCAAGAGAAGGAAAGACAAAAGUUGCGCGAAGCUUAUGUUCGCGAAUGGGACCUUGGUAAAGAGGGUAUGGAAGAGAAAGUAAAAAAAUUCAGAGAACUUACGCAAGAAGAAUACGUGGAACAGCAAAGGUCUAAAAGAAUAGAUGAAUUCGCUCCUCCUCAGCAAUGCUCUAGAAAAAACGCUAGCAGUGUUUUCGAUGAAAAAGGAAAAAUGGUUUCGUCUGAUAGAAAUACAACUAUAUCAAAAACCUGGGCAGAUGUAAGACCAAAAACACCUCCUCCGCCAGUUAUUGAAUCUGUAGAAGAAUCACCUAAAGGUCUAUUCUUCACAACCAAGAAAGUUGAUGUAAAAUAUAAGAAUUUUGUUAAAGCACCUGAGCCAAAUCCAAUAGUCAAUGAAGUAAGUGAUGAUGAGAACUCAAAUGGAGAAGGGAGACAAAAACCAAACAAAAGAAAAUCCGAUGUAGUAUCAAAAGAAAUUCCGCCACCACCUACAUAUGACUACUAUGGACCUGUUACCAAACAAUCAAAGGUAAAAAAGCCAUUUAGUUCAGAUUUAAGAGAGGCUUUCACACAAGGUGCGAAAAGUUUAGAGCCCAAAGUUAGUAAUCGACAAUUAUCAAAGAAUUACGACUUUACAUUCGAUUAA